GAAGAAAGACGCUUACUGAAUAAGGUGGGAUCCAACAAGAGUGUAGUAUGGAAUGCAAUAGCUUAUGAAUUACUUUUUUUCUGAGAGAGCUCAACAGAAUGACACCUAAGGAAGGGAAAGUCUUUGACACUUGGUACGUUUGUGAUUUUUGGUCAUUACUUGAAAAUUAAUAAGUUUGAAAUCACUAGUCUUAGAAAUGGAAGAAAGUGAUGACUCUAUCAGCCUAUCUCAGCGUGUAGGCAAGAAAUUCGAAAGAGAAGAUGACCCAGCAAACCAAUGGUAGGCAAAUCCCAGCAAACUGAUGUAAUAGAGAAAAAGAAACACAUGGCCAUACCAAAAUCAUCUAGCCCCAAAACUACCCAUCGUAUUGGUAAUACUUCUGGAAGCAAAGGCAGCUACUGUGCCAAAGCCUAUGAGUCUAUUAGAGUAUCUUCUGAGCUUCAGCAAACUUGGACAAAGAGAAAGCGUGGACAGGAAAUGACUAGUAAGUGUCUCCAGACAGACACCAUUGUAGAAGAGAAAAAAGAAGUCAAGUUAGUUGAGGAAACCGUGGUACCUGAAGAAAAGUCAGCUGAUGUUAGAGAAGCUGCUAUUGAAUUGCCAGAGAGUGUUCAGGAUGUAGAAAUUCCACCAAACAUACCUUCAGUUCAACUAAAAAUGGACAGAUCUCAGCAGACCAGCCAUACAGGAUACUGGACCAUGAUGAACAUCCCCCCUGUAGAAAAAGUGGACAAGGAACAACAGACAUACUUUAGUGAAUCAGAAAUAGUGGUUAUUUCCAGGCCAGAUAGUUCUUCUACAAAGUCAAAGGAAGAUGCCCUGAAACAUAAAUCGUCAGGAAAGAUUUUUGCUAGUGAACACCCUGAAUUUCAACCAGCAACAAGCAGCAAUGAAGAAAUUGGGCAGAAAAGUAUCAGCAGAACUUCAUUUACUCAGGAGACUAAAAAAGGUCCCCCGGUACUUUUAGAAGAUGAGCUUAGGGAAGAAGUAACUGUACCUGUUGUACAAGAAGGUUCUGCUGUUAAAAAAGUGGCUUCUGCUGAAAUAGAGCCUCCAUCAACAGAAAAAUUCCCAGCUAAAAUACAGCCUCCAUUAGUUGAAGAGGCCACUGCUAAAGCGGAGCCCAGACCUGCUGAAGAGACCCUCCAAGUACAGCCAUCAACUGAACAGACUCCUGCUGCUGAGGCAGCCACUGCAGUUGCAGAGAAUUCUGUUAAAGUUCAGCCUCCACCUGCUGAAGAGGCCCCAUUAGUGGAGUUUCCUGCUGAAAUUCAGCCUCCAUCAGCUGAAGAGUCUCCUUCUGUAGAGCUUCUUGCUGAAAUUCUGCCUCAAUCAGCUGAAGAGUCUCCUUCAGAAGAGCCUCCUGCUGAAAUUCUGCCUCCGCCAGCUGAAAAGUCUCCUUCAGUAGAGCUUCCUGGUGAAAUUCGGUCUCCCUCAGCAGAAAAGGCUCCCAUUGAAGUACAGCCUUUACCAGCUGAGGGCGCCCUUGAAGAGGCCCCAGCUAAAGUAGAGCCUCCCACUGUUGAAGAGACCCUUGCUGAAGUUCAGCCUCUAUUACCUGAAGAGGCUCCUAGAGAAGAGGCUCGAGAACUUCAGCUUUCAACAGCUAUGGAGACCCCUGCAGAAGAGGCUCCUACUGAAUUUCAGUCUCCAUUAGCUAAAGAGACCACUGCAGAAGAGGCCUCUGCUGAAAUUCAGCUUCUAGCAGCUACGGAGCCUCCUGCAGAUGAAACUCCUGCCGAAGCUCGGUCUCCACUAUCUGAGGAGACUUCUGCAGAAGAGGCUCAUGCUGAAGUUCAAUCUCCAUUAGCUGAAGAGACCACUGCAGAAGAGGCCUCUGCUGAAAUUCAGCUUCUAGCAGCUAUAGAGUCUCCUGCAGAUGAAACUCCUGCUGAAGCUCAGUCUGCACUAUCUGAGGAGACUUCUGCAGAAGAGGCUCCUGCUGAAGUUCAGUCUCCAUCAGCUAAGGGAGUUUCUAUAGAAGAGUCCCCUCUUGAGCUUCAGCCUCCAUCAGGUGAAGAGACCACUGCAGAAGAGGCCUCUGCUGCAAUUCAGCUUCUAGCAGCUACAGAGGCUUCUGCAGAAGAGGCUCCUGCUGAAGUUCAGCCUCCACCAGCUGAGGAGGCCCCCACUGAAGUUCAGCCUCCACCAGCUGAGGAGGCCCCCGCUGAAGUUCAGCCUCCACCAGCUGAGGAGGCCCCCGCUGAAGUUCAGCCUCCACCAGCUGAGGAGGCCCCCGCUGAAGUUCAGCCUCCACCAGCUGAGGAGGCCCCCGCUGAAGUUCAGCCUCCACCAGCUGAGGAGGCCCCCGCUGAAGUUCAGCCUCCACCAGCUGAGGAGGCCCCCGCUGAAGUUCAGCCUCCACCAGCUGAGGAGGCCCCCGCUGAAGUUCAGCCUCCACCAGCUGAGGAGGCCCCCGCUGAAGUUCAGCCUCCACCAGCUGAGGAGGUCCCCGCUGAAGUUCAGCCUCCACCAGCUGAGGAGGCCCCCGCUGAAGUUCAGCCUCCACCAGCUGAGGAGGCCCCCGCUGAAGUUCAGCCUCCACCAGCUGAGGAGGCCCCCGCUGAAGUUCAGCCUCCACCAGCUGAGGAGGUCCCCGCUGAAGUUCAGCCUCCACCAGCUGAGGAGGCCCCCGCUGAAGUUCAGCCUCCACCAGCUGAGGAGGCCCCCGCUGAAGUUCAGCCUCCACCAGCUGAGGAGGCCCCCGCUGAAGUUCAGCCUCCACCAGCUGAGGAGGCCCCCGCUGAAGUUCAGCCUCCACCAGCUGAGGAGGCCCCCGCUGAAGUUCAGCCUCCACCAGCUGAGGAGGCCCCCGCUGAAGUUCAGUCUCUACCAGCUUAGGAGACUCUUACAGAAGAGACCCUUGCUGCAGUACACUCUCCCCCAGCUGAUGAUGUCCCUGCAAAAGAGGCCCCCGUUGACAAACAUUCCCCACCAGCUGAUUUGCUUCUGACUGAGGAGUUUCCUACACGAGAGGCCUCUGCUGAAGUUUCACCUCCACCAUCUGAACAAACCCCUGAAGAUGAGGCUCUGGUAGAGAAUGUGUCUACAGAAUUUCAGUCACCGCAAGUGGCAGGAAUUCCAGCAGUAAAAUUAGGAUCAGUUGUUUUGGAAGGUGAAGCAAAAUUUGAAGAGGUUUCAAAAAUCAAUUCUGUCCUUAAAGAUUUGUCUAAUACCAAUGAUGGACAGGCUCCCACUCUUGAAAUAGAAGGUGUUUUUCAUAUAGAAUUAAAACAACGUCCUCCUGAACUGUAGUCAGGUUGUACCUAAGCUAGCAAUCAGAAGCUACAUGGUUUUGGAAGAACAUACUUUAGAAAAGGGUGGGCAGCGGGAAGUAGCUUUGUCAAUAAGGCAAAUUAAAGGGGACCCCAAGACUUGGAAUACAGGUUGGAAAAUGAACAAUAA
Gorilla gorilla gorilla (western lowland gorilla) is the source of this 3405-nucleotide messenger RNA. RefSeq names its product fibrous sheath CABYR binding protein (gene FSCB). Lineage: Eukaryota; Metazoa; Chordata; Mammalia; Primates; Hominidae. Gene Ontology annotation, molecular function: calcium ion binding. Gene Ontology annotation, cellular component: sperm principal piece; sperm fibrous sheath. The record is from RefSeq and is a predicted model, not a curated record. Gene Ontology annotation, biological process: negative regulation of protein sumoylation.